Linum trigynum is the source of this 2109-nucleotide messenger RNA. Lineage: Eukaryota; Viridiplantae; Streptophyta; Magnoliopsida; Malpighiales; Linaceae. The record is from the annotation of a GenBank genome assembly.
UCUCCUCUCCUCUCCUCUCUGCAGAAUUGCCAACCGAACCGAUUCAUUUCUUCAAGGUCAGGUCAGGGCGCUCGCGCAUUGCAAGCAGCAACAAGCUCCCAUUCUUUCCUACGAUGGCGUCAAUUUUGCUGAAAUCCCUAGCGGGACGAUCGUCCGCUUUGCUGGGUUCCACCACCGCAACCAGAAAUUUGAGCCUUGUUAGCAGCCAAGUCAGCCCACACACCGCCAAAUGGAUGCAGGAUACAACCAAAAAAUCUCCAAUGGAGUUGAUCAACGAGAUUCCUCCCAUCAAGGUUGAGGGAAGGAUUGCCGCAUGUGAAGGGGAUACGAACCCUGCACUUGGUCAUCCAAUUGAGUUCAUCUGCUUGGACCUGAAGGAGCCUGCAGUUUGCAAAUAUUGUGGUCUGCGGUAUGUCCAGGAUCAUCAUCACUAGGAGCUUGGUACGACUUAUCUCUGUAUGUGAGGAAGGACAAAAGCAUUUGACUACAUUAUAUGUUACCGGGGCAAUCCAUGCCAUCUUUGGCAUGCUUUAUGAACUUCUUUAUGCAUUCCAAAAUUAUAGCAGUUUGGUUUUGAGUACCAGGGGAAUAAAGCUGUUGAUGUGUCUACCUUGUGAAUUAUCAGCAGAAAUUGGGAUAUCCAUCCAUUUCCUUGUUUUGAUUCUAUGGAUUUGUAUGCUUCUUACCUUGCGCAGUAUUAUUUGGCAUCUAGGGAGAUGAUUUGCAUAACUGUAUCCUGCCGAGCAUGGGAAUGCUAUCACUUCCAUAACGUGUAGAGGAUUGAUCCCAUGAUUACUGGUAUUGCGAGGUUUCUGUUCUUAAGCUUGCUAACUAGCUUGAUAUUGCAAAGACUCAUAUUUCUACACUGCACUUGAUAGGGGUCGGGACAUAUUGGUUAUUAGGUAUCAUCCUGCCAUCAAAAUCUGUGAGAAGUUGGAGCUUCUUAGUCUGUUUCCUUAGAUCUUUGAACCUGUGAAUGUGAUGCGUGAUAGGAUCACUGAGGGUGAUUUCUUACUCUGUACCCAAGGAUUAUCUUUCACUUGAAAGGCUGAGAUAGGGGAGAUAGAUUACAUCGAUCCAUGCAGCAUGAUACUGGCUGGGACAUGUUGGAGUUUGCGAACAGAAGAAAGCUGGAGCCUGGAAGGCGGUCACUAUCGGUCUGAAUGUGGAUCUUAGUUUUGCGGGGAAAAUAUGUAAUUUGAGUGAUGCAUCGCUUAGAUGAACAAGAAAGCCUAUGUUUGCCCACCAUCAUCAUUUGCAUCUUUCAUAAUCGCAUUGAAUAUUAUCCUCGACUAAGUUUCCGGGUCAUCAACUUGAGUUUUGAAUUGAUUACAAUCGUCGUAUUGAGAAGUGUUUUUUUAACACAUUGAGAAGUUUUAAAAAACAGAGAUGGAAGAAUUGCAAAAUCCAGCUCUGCAAUUGCUCUUGAAACCCUCCUCUGAUGCUCCAAAGUCAUACAUGUGUACAAUAAGAAAGUUCAAUUGAACUUUGUGAAUGUCGAUUUUUGAAAUUCCUUCCCGAUGAUCCAUUUGACUGAGAGUGAUAACGCUGUUUUAGUACGGCGUAAGGUCAUGUUUCAAAAUUCUUCUAUGGUUAAUUCCACCCUUUCGAUUCGAACACAUACAUGCACUAAUUUGAAAGGGGAAAUGACAUUGACAAAUGCAGGAGUUUACUCGGGAUUUUGCCUGAAAGUGAAGGUUUAUACUGUCUGCUCCGUUCGCCUUAUUCUUCCUCCGGGUAUCGAAUGCAAGAGCGGAUAGGUGAGGUUAUUUGACUGGAAUGAUGGUAACAAAAAAAUUUAGGUUUCGGCCAGUCAAAGCUAGUUUUCUUUACACUAUGUUUGGCAACAAGGGGGGUGCAAGUUCGAGGGGGGUACAAGUUGAGGGGUAAAUUGUUGGGGGGUGCAACUUGGUGGAGGGUGUAAGUGGAGGGGUAAAUUGUUGUUUGGAUGAAAAAGUAGGGGGGUGCAAAUAGAGUAAAAAGUAAGUAAUUAUAUUAUUAUAAAAUAGAUUUAUCAAUUUAUAAAAUAUUAUCACAAAAUAAUAACAUGAAAAUUCAAUAUAUAAUAAUAAAAAUAAUAAAUAAAAAUAAUAAAUAAUUUUAAUUUUA